This is a messenger RNA of Ceutorhynchus assimilis (cabbage seed weevil), 2654 nucleotides long. Lineage: Eukaryota; Metazoa; Arthropoda; Insecta; Coleoptera; Curculionidae. The record is from the annotation of a GenBank genome assembly.
UUCGAAUACCCUAGAGAAGAAGUCUUGAUGGGCUAUAUUGCUGAUGAGACUGUAGAUAGAGAAGACGAAGAUUUUUACAUUUGCCUCACUGCAGAAGCCACGGACACUGCUGCAAAAAUGAUAGAGCAACUCCAGAAAGAGCAAGACGAACGACUUCAUUAUCAACUCUUCAAGGACAUACAUCCAUGGGCAUCGUUGGGAUCUGAGCCUGAAAUUGACGAAGCAAUAUUGAAAAACAACCGAGCCCUGAUUGAAGUUGAAGUGGAAACUCGCUACCCAAUUUUUCCAGGAAAAGUACAAUUUCGAUACGUAAAAGUCGAACAAAAGCGUGACGGCUACAUGGAACUCAGAAGCGAAGAAGCCGUUCCUUGUGUUUACAGAAGACGGAUUCAUACUGCUAUUCAAGCUGCUCCACCAUUAAUCACUACUGAAAUUCAAACCGAUUGUACUUACCCAUCAAAUGCGGCCUGUCAAUACCUCUACGAUCCAGGUUCAGUUGAAGAAAUUUUAUUGCAGUGCGAACCCGAAAUUAUUAAUUAUGCCAACAGAAAUUUAGAUGAUUUGUCCAAUGUUCUUAUGGUUUCUGGUUCAAUUGAUUUCCACAGAGACGAUUUCAAUUCUCUAAUCAGAAAAGACAUACUAUCAGGCGACGCUGCCAAAUUAACAGUGCCAAAAGAAUAUUUGGAAUAUAUGUCAUUUAUGGAUGUGGAUUUGGCACAAGGAAAAAUGAUUUCGGAUAUUUACUGGCACCGAAUGUGGUCCGGAAUUGUUGCCAUAUCUUAUUGCGACGUUAGUCCGAAUAUUUUCUUUAGUGGAAACUACGAAGCAGAUAUGGUAGAGCGAGCAACGUUCACGCCAAAUUUGGUGCUGAUUUGGAGCUUUUUAGACGCCCUUAAGCCCAAACUUAUUUUAGAAGCCCCCAGGGAAAUUUACAAAUUGUCGUUUUGUAAAUUCGACGAGAAUAUUUUGAUUGGCGGUUGCAAAAACGGACAAAUUAUUAUUUGGGAUUUACGCAAUCGAUUGCAGAAAGUCGAACAGGAAGAAAUUCUAACUGCGGCACAGCAAAAAUACAGAACCUACAUGUUUGAAAUGAUGGGGUGGAUGAAGAACACUUAUGAUAUGGCCGUAGUACGACCUACUGCAGUGUCCGAUUUAAGAUUUUCACAUAGAGACGAAGUUUCAGGUAUAUCUUGGGUAGACCCUAACUACGAGUUCACACGUACAGGUCAAAUAGCCGAAAUAGCAACGGACGAAAAUGAAAGGCCGAAAUAUUCCAUGCAACUAGUGACCAGCAGCAUAGAUGGGAGCAUUUUGAUUUGGGAUUUGAAAAUGAAACAGAUAUAUACUGCUGGAGGUUACAAAGUGAGAAAACUGAAGAGGCUAAAGGAGAGGCCCGAUGAAUUACAGUCUGAAGUUUCACCAUACAGAGUUCUCCAUUUGAAUCUAAAACCAAAAUAUCGUAUAAACAUGUUUGAGACUCACCUCAAAACCUCCGUACCGAUAUGCAUCACAAGAAGUAAUACCGGAUAUUGCUUGCAAACCUAUGCAGAAACCAACUCGAGCUUGGCAGAGGAAAAGAAAAAAGAUUUCGACGAACGGUAUUUCUACAAGCCGAUUUUACAGAAAUCAGAACCUCUCCAGCCGAUUAUUAGAAUAGGAACUGUUGAAGGUGAUUAUGCCGAAAUAACCUGGGACGGUCAAGAUUUCGAUUCAGGUGAAACCGUAAACUGCGAGCAUGGUUCUUUUAGGCUAUUCCACAUCAAAAAAACAUCCUUCAAUUAUCCGAAAACCAUAGAGGAAGAUAUGAAAACAUUUAUUGAGAAAGAAAUUUACAGGAAAAAGGCGUUUUUAAAAUGGCAGGAAGAGUUCAAUCUACGCAACGAAGAGUACCAAGCAAAAUUGAAAGUAAAAGCCGAGAAAAGGGCUAAGGAGGAAGCAGCUGCUAGAGAAGCGGCAAAAGAAGAACGCAAAACUGUCGAAAAAGAAGUAAGGAAAGGACCUGAACCUGGUAAAUAUGUAGAAUGGAUAAUUGAACAGCGUCAAGCUAAAGAAGAAGCCAGAAUAAAAGCGAUGAUAAUAAACAAAAAACAAUUGGACACCAAGGACCUUGAGAAAAGACGGAAACCUUUGGAGAAAUUAGACGAGGAAAAUGCAAGAAAAAAGAAAAAACAACGAGACAGACUGAAACAAGGCAAAAUGAUUUUCGAAGAUCAAGUUGAAGCCCUAUUUCCAGCAAUAUUAAGAAAGAAAACGCCACCUCCUCAAGAUCCUUACGCUGGAGGAGACUCCGAUCAAGCCAAACGACACAUUUACGAGCAAUACAAUGAAAUUGUCGAUAAAAUGGAACGAUACGUUGCAGCGCAUCCUUUCCGCUAUCAAUUUGAUUUCAAAACCAUACUUAUUGAUGGUAGAAAUAAAGAAGACAAAUAUAUGCAAAUGCACGAGCACAAAAAACGUUAUGAUGAUGAAAAACAAAUGAGAAAACGUGAAGAAAGUAUUCAGUCAAUUACUGAUUAUGAGGAAGUGCUGCCUGUAGAGGAAGAAACUGAAGCAGAAGAGAAUUUUGUUUGAAAUAAUACUUGAAUUAAAACUCUAGCCUCUAGGUUAUUGGUUUUCAAUAAAUAUCGUCCAUGUAUUAUUAGGCCUGUUCGCAC